AUGCUUUCAUCUAUCAAGGCCUUCUUCGAAUUACCAGAGACCACUAGAAUCCAUUACUAUACUCGGGAGGCAUCCCAUGGUGUAGCCUACUCUACUACCAACUUUGAUCUGUACAAGUCCAAAGCUGCCAGCUGGAGGGACACACUACAGGUCCGGCUAGGCCCCACACCUCCGGAGUGGGACUAUGUUCCGGAGUUGUGCAGGGAAGCGGUAGAGGAGUGGGAUAGAGGGGUGAUAAAAUUGGGAGAGGAGUUGAUGGGAUUGUUGAGUGAGGGGUUGGGGAUGGAAAGAGAUAGGUUAAAAGAUAUGUCGUGUUUGGAUGCCAGGACUAUGGCGGCUCAUUACUAUCCAUACUGUCCACAGGCGGACUUGACGGUUGGCCUGACAUCUCAUACAGAUCCCGGGGUGUUGACAGUAGUGUUGCAGAAUGAGGUUGCGGGGUUGCAGGUGAAGUUUGGUGAGGAUUGGAUUGACGUGGACCCUGUCCCCGGUGGUCUAAUUAUCAACAUUGGUGAUAUUCUUCAGAUCAUGGCCAAUGAUGAGUACAAAAGCGUGGAGCAUCGUGUAUUGGCCAACCCCUCUCAUGAACCGCGUGUCUCAAUUGCAGUUUUCUUCAACCCUAGCAUGAGAGACAAGUUGUAUGGGCCAUUGCCGGGACUAGUGUCGCCUGAGAAACCAGCUAUGUACCAGCAAUUCAUGUUCUCAGACUUCAUGACAAGAUUCUUCACGAAGGAGUUGGAUGGCAAGACCUUGACGAAUUACUACAGAGUCUCAAGCAAGGAAGAGUCAGAACUUGAUAAACAAGAAACUAAUGAAUCAUCCGUAUGAUUUGUAUAGAAGAUACAUAUUUUGGCAUGCUCAAAAGAUUAUCAAACAAUGGCUCAUUUGAUAAGUGUAAUGCCCUUGUAAGUUCUUUAAAGGACUUCAUGGUU
Ilex paraguariensis (yerba mate) is the source of this 932-nucleotide messenger RNA. Lineage: Eukaryota; Viridiplantae; Streptophyta; Magnoliopsida; Aquifoliales; Aquifoliaceae. The record is from the annotation of a GenBank genome assembly.